Molecule: messenger RNA, 1839 nt
Organism: Candoia aspera
Lineage: Eukaryota; Metazoa; Chordata; Lepidosauria; Squamata; Candoiidae
Gene: GPR37
Product: G protein-coupled receptor 37
Exons: 2
Coding region: 1-1839 (612 amino acids)
Biological process (GO): adenylate cyclase-inhibiting G protein-coupled receptor signaling pathway; positive regulation of MAPK cascade
Cellular component (GO): plasma membrane; signaling receptor complex
Molecular function (GO): G protein-coupled peptide receptor activity; prosaposin receptor activity
Source: RefSeq, a predicted model, not a curated record
AUGCAUCUUCUCCAAACAAUAUAUGGCUGGCUUUGGCUUAUGGGUGUGCUGUCUGCCUUUGCCCAGGUAACAUUCUCCCAAGCAACAUUGAACGGUGAUGGUGUUGGCAGAAAAGGUCCGGAGUGUGAAUUGUGGUGCCAGCCAGCUUCUCCAGUACUCCAAGUGGCCCACAAGCAAGAAGCAGCUUGGGUUGUGGGUCAUUUGGGCGGCAUUCCUGGGAUUUCCUCACAGAAAGAGCGUCUAGUCAGAUUCAAGGCUACAGUUGGAGCUCAGGAGGGCUGGUCUCCACUGAAGGAUUACAGUCAUGCCAGCAAGGACUGGGGUGUCGCUCAGACUGUCAGGCAGGGAGAAGACGUGCAUCAGGCUGGUGGUCGUUUGGAAAGAAAUGGCAAAAGCCAUUUGGAGAAAGAUUUUUCUGUUGCCCUGAGGUCCAGAAGUGCUCUUCAGGCUGAAGAACAGGAGAAGAGCAGAGCAAGAAUUGGCCAGAGGAAACAUACAAGAAGCAGGCGAGGGACUCGUGAGCGCCAGGAUUCAGGAGGAGCAGGAAAAGCUAAAACUUUCAAGAACAGACACUACAUAAGUGUCUUCAAUAACUCAGUGGAUAGUCCAACAACUCUCUUUCAUGGAGUUGUAGGGAAUGCUGUCCCCCAGGCAUUACCCUUGAAUGGCUCAGCAAGUCACUUGGCCGGAAGAGAACCUGGGGCCCUCAGGAAUGGGACAUUCCAACCACCUCAUGUAAAGAACCCUUUUUACCCACUGACUGAGGAGUCCUAUGGUGCCUAUGCAGUCAUGUGUUUGUCAAUAGUAAUCUUUGGUAUUGGGAUAAUGGGGAAUAUGGCAGUGAUGUGCAUUGUCUGCCAUAACUAUUAUAUGAGGAGCAUCUCCAACUCUUUGCUAGCCAACUUAGCCUUUUGGGAUUUCCUUAUCAUUUUUUUCUGCCUGCCUCUGGUGAUCUUUCAAGAACUCACUAAAAAGUGGCUAUUGGAGGAUUUCUCUUGCAAAAUUGUACCUUACAUUGAGGUAGCAUCUCUUGGAGUAACAACCUUCACAUUGUGUGCCCUCUGCAUAGACCGAUUCCGUGCUGCCACUAACGUGCAAAUGUAUUAUGAGAUGAUUGAAAACUGUACAUCUACAACAGCCAAACUGGCAGUGAUAUGGAUUGGGGCUUUACUGCUGGCUCUUCCUGAAGUGGUGCUGCGCCAAUUGACUAAAGAAAACUCAGAAAUCAGUGGGAACCCCCCUGUGGAACGAUGUGUGGUCAAGAUCUCUCCCCACUUGCCUGACACAAUAUAUGUGUUAGCACUGACAUAUGAUGGUGCAAGGCUCUGGUGGUACUUUGGCUGUUACUUUUGCUUGCCGACCCUUUUUACCAUCACUUGCUCAUUGGUGACUGCCCGGAAAAUCCGAAAGGUGGAAAAAGCUUGCACCCGGGGGAACAAGCGGCAGAUUCAGCUGGAAAGCCAAAUGAACUGCACAGUGGUGGCACUGACCAUUUUGUAUGGUUUUUGCACCAUUCCAGAAAACAUUUGCAAUAUUGUCACUGCCUACAUGUCCACAGGGGUUUCUCAGCAGACUAUGGACCUUCUCCAUCUGAUUAGUCAGUUUCUUUUGUUCUUUAAAUCAUGCGUAACUCCGGUCCUCCUCUUCUGUCUUUGUAAACCUUUCAGCCGAGCUGUCCUGGAGUGCUGCUGCUGCUGUUGUGAUGAGUGCAUUCAGAAGUCUUCUACAGUAACGAGUGACGAUAAUGACAAUGAAUAUACUACAGAGCUUGAACUGUCCCCGUUUAGUACUAUACGUCGUGAAAUGUCCACAUUUGCCUCUGUGGGAACUCAUUGUUGA